GUAACCCGGAAGCAGAAGAAGAAGAGGCAGCCUGGCAUACAAGAUGGCGGCUCUCCGCACCGCGCAUACUGCUGUCCUCCACGCAGCUCUCAGGCUCUAUAUCCGAGCACCGGGACCUCCUGCCUCGGCUGUUGGCCUCAGGUUUGUCAGUUACGCUGCCCCAGAAGACCGAACGAGUGUCCCGUUAGAAUCCACGGAGGAAUACAAGUUCGUGGAGCGGCUGAUCCCGCCCUCCCGGGUCCCCGCUCCGCCUCCACACGCCGGUCCUUCCCCGUCCGGCUGGACUUCUCCGGCAGACACCCCGCCGCCUCUGCCCUACAUGGUCCGCCGCUCCCGCAUGCACAACAUCCCGGUGUACACCGACAUGACCCACGGCAGCCGCAGGACAACGCUCGUACGGAAAGUGGAGGGGGACAUCUGGGCUCUGGAGAAGGACGUGAAACAACAUCUGAAGGAGGUGAUGGGGAAGGAGCCAUCCACGCAGGUCAACGAGGUCACAAUGACAUUGAAGGUCAAAGGUCAUGUCGACAGUGAGUUGAAGCAGUGGCUGGCCAGCAAGGGCUUCUGACUGUGGGUAUCGUGCUGAGCUCAAGGGUCAGAUGCUGUCCAAGUGAAGAGGACCUCUGGGACUCUUUGGGAUGUCAACACAGCACAUUUCAAACAUGGAAAAAGAGCUUGACCUGCUGCCACUUAACUGAACUCUUUCCGAUACCAGAGAGACGUUAAAGCUAUGGGAUCACGGGUUGUUAAACACAUUUGUAUGUAAUGACUGUAACAUCUCACAUAAAAUAUUCUACAACUUCA
Molecule: messenger RNA, 804 nt
Organism: Pungitius pungitius (ninespine stickleback)
Lineage: Eukaryota; Metazoa; Chordata; Actinopteri; Perciformes; Gasterosteidae
Gene: mrpl49
Product: mitochondrial ribosomal protein L49
Exons: 1
Coding region: 44-568 (174 amino acids)
Biological process (GO): translation
Cellular component (GO): ribosome; mitochondrial large ribosomal subunit
Molecular function (GO): structural constituent of ribosome
Source: RefSeq, a predicted model, not a curated record